Molecule: messenger RNA, 1096 nt
Organism: Lindgomyces ingoldianus
Lineage: Eukaryota; Fungi; Ascomycota; Dothideomycetes; Pleosporales; Lindgomycetaceae
Exons: 4
Coding region: 204-770 (188 amino acids)
Source: RefSeq, a predicted model, not a curated record
GUCUCGCUCCCUCUCUUGACUCUUCAAAUCUUAAAUAAUCCCACCCUCUCCGCCAAGCCUUUCCCAUUUACGGUCUUUCCCUCGGGCUUCGGGCGUGGCCAUCUAGAUCAGUUGAAAUUGCUAAUGCCACCCUGACGACGCCUCAUCGAAACGCAUGGCGUACCGGAGGAGCAGCUAUUGUUUUUCAAGGGCGGACCUAACUCAUGGACUCUUGGACAGGAAGGAAAAGGCCAUGGGAGGAAGACAACCCAAUCGACUUCCAAUUCAAGCGCCGGGGUUCGAGUACAAACACUGGCGAGCGCCGUCCUCCCCCGCUCCCGCAACCUGCCGGCCACUAUUCUCGUGACAGCCAGACCCCGGACCAUCGAACGCUACCUCCGCUGUAUACACCCUCCUGCAGCGCAUCAGCAGAACAGCUCGCGUCGAGUUCAUUACGAGCGCCUCCCCUGGUUCAGGCAGCGCCGGAACUUGGCAAACCAAGACCCAGAUCACAAUCUCUUUUUGAUGUCUUCCAGCAGCCUACACGGCAAGGGCAGGAUAUCGACUCAGAACACACAAAAGCCUUUCCUGGAGCGCUUGGCUUGGAUCGAUCUCUCCCACCUAUCGGUAACGACCCCCACCGUCCUCAUUUCGACACCGAUCCAGCGCCUCAUGCAGUGGGGGCAUUGAUUUGUUGUCCGUCCAAUUGCGAAGGUCAACCAUGUUCAAGCACCCGCACUUUAAUGCGCAAACUUGCUUCCGAGCUGAUAGACCUGGACACCAAGCACUAGGGAUUCCCUUCAAUGGGCCCUUGAUCUCGUGCAAUGGAAUAAUUUCAAACUUCGAACACUUAUAGUUUCAUCGACCUCCCGCAGUCCUGUUCAGAGCCCAUCUCAUGCAGAUUCCCCAGCCAUGCGGAGAGGACAAUAUCACCUCGAUCGCGAGGAGCAAUCGCCCCCAUCAAGACAACUUCCUGGCCCCCAUCAGGGAUACUCUGGGUUUACCCACCCACCCGCCAUACUUGAGGACAGUCGACGAAAUCCCUACAGUAGUGAUAUAGCCCCAAUGGCUAACUCCCCACAUCACACAGCCUCGUCUUCUGGUUCAAUUUUCAUGC